CGGCGUUCGUCACGCAACGUCAAAGUUUCUGAAAAUGAUUGAGCACUUUGACUGGGCCACAGGGAACGUAUCAGUGGCCGAACAUCUCCCCGUGAGGAAACUCGAUGAAGACGAAGCGCUUUGCCCGUUUAAGGCAAUCAAGGGGCUCAGCUAUAUAAGCAUCCCAUCUCAGAGCUGGUUGAUGGCUUCUGCCAACAGAAGGGGUGUGUUGCUGGCAGUAGAAGAAAAAAAAAAGAGUAUGAGUGCAGAUUUCGUCACCUUCAGCAGCAGGUGGAGUUGUGGGCCGCUGUUUCCUCGCUGGUCAGAGUGUUGCUUUCUUGGACUUUUUCCCCGGGCACCUUUUCUCCAUUAUCUCACUGUCUCGUGGUGUUUAAGGACCGGCUUGUGCCGCUACUCUCCACCAGAUCGUUGUUGCCAUUAUGGAGCUGGACGCUGCACCAAAAAAGAGAUAACUUACCUCAAAUACACCUGCCUGCCCACUCGCUUCCAAAUCUCUCUCCACUCCCUGGAAUCCCUGCCAGCAGCUACUCCGAAUCUCCUGCUCAAGAUAUCGACAACCUUCCUCUUCCUCGCUCCCUCCAGCGCUGUGUUUUUCUCGCUGCGUACCCUCCCCUCUUUCUUCGUCCUCUUCUCUUCCUCCGACUCCAUCAACAACUCCCCAGACUCCUGGCCAAGUUUGAGCGCGUCAGAUCCCCUCUGUUUGGAAAGGCUAAGCUACAUCUGUUGACGCGCUCAGUGCUCGAGUGGUCGGCCAAGCCCAGCCAACAUCUCCCAGCAUGCAUCGCAGCGAGUGUGCAGCUAAUGAACACAACUAAAGGAAUGCGCUCACACCCGUCCCCUUCCUUUCUGUUUGAUAAGUUUCACUCUCAAUAGGGGUACUGUUUACAAUGAUUCAGCCCGGAACAUAGAGCGGAAAUAUGGAGUCAGAUGACCGUGAAAAGUUUGUGGAAACCAUUCAGUUGAAACUGGGAUCGCUAUCCAUACCCUCCUCUGACUUCUAAGAAAGAAAGUCAGAAUCACAUGAAGACCUCGAGCGAGACUUCUCCGAGAUGUAAACUUUAAAAGAAUGAGAGAAUCUUGACCCAGUAAAGCACAUGACGGGCGGAAAUCAGAAAAGUCAAAUGAAAAACAGCAAGAGUCAGAAUGUGGAAAUCAACUUUCUUUGCCCUUACUGCUGACUUUACUUGAAGGAUUGUGUCUUUGCAUUAGUAUGGAGAUAUGGGGAUACGCGGGGGUCUGAGAGUUAAGGAAAUAUGAAAAGGCAGCCCUUUUAACUUGAGCCACUGUGUGAAUAGCCCCAGCAUUCUUUUGGAUUUAAUGAAAGCUCCCAAAGUGAGUGAAAGCCUGAAAUAGCAUUAGCUGGCACACAAUAGUAGCCUUAAAUGUAGGUAUUAAACCUUAACAGCUAAGACCUAAUUGGCAGACCAGUGAAUAGGCCAAUGGGUGGCUGACUCUUAGGCUACAAUGUCAGAAUGCCUGACUAGCCAACAGCUUGCCCUUGUUUCCUUCAGUCUCCGACAAAUGAGAAAAAGUUGGACGUCCUUCUUGA
Molecule: messenger RNA, 1549 nt
Organism: Oreochromis aureus
Lineage: Eukaryota; Metazoa; Chordata; Actinopteri; Cichliformes; Cichlidae
Exons: 7
Coding region: 35-727 (230 amino acids)
Source: RefSeq, a predicted model, not a curated record